Molecule: messenger RNA, 882 nt
Organism: Dovyalis caffra
Lineage: Eukaryota; Viridiplantae; Streptophyta; Magnoliopsida; Malpighiales; Salicaceae
Source: the annotation of a GenBank genome assembly
AUGGAUGCGUCAGUCAAUGGUGAGCUAUCAGAGCAUCCACUGGUGUCAAUUGUGAAGAACUCACCUGUGUGGGACAUGAUUGAAUCACUGGACGUUUUCCAAAAAAUGCCCCAGAAACCACAUUUCAAUCCUUUGAUCAAAUGCAAAGAGAUUGAACGUGAAGGAUAUGCAAUUGGAAAGAUGGUGCAGUUUGCCACAGUGGUUGAGAAGACUUCUGGGUUGCAACUGGGUAACCCUAUUAAUGUUUUCGAUAGCUAUUUGAAAACUCUUGCUGACCUGAAAAGAUAUGGAUUUGACGUCGAGGUAGUAGUUUAUCGUAUUAAUUGUCUGUUGUCAAUCAAAGAAAGCCAAGUACAACUUCAGAGUACAUCAAAAGAAGUUGAGACUCAGAUUUUAAAGAGUACUUGUGAGAGGAUCAAAUUGGAAGAAGAUAUCGAGGCAAUCAACAAGAAGAUACGUGAACUAGAAGAGGAACGAGGAUUGGCCUUGUCAAAGAAGGAGAGCAAAGAUUCAGAGAUUACUAGCUUGCAAAUGCAAUCCAGGGGUAUCAGUGCAGACAUUUCAAAGGCUAUUCUUGAUUUUGAAAAUCAAGCUACUGCCUCUUGGCAUGUUGAAUUCAGAGCCAAAAUGAAACCUUACAUAGCCAUGUCCAGCAGACCUCAUAAUGGAGUCUUACGCGAAGAGAACAACGUAGCUGGAGCAUAUAGAGCUCUUAAUCAGGAAGGACAACAAAUGCUUGAUAUCAGAAAUAACAGGACUGAUCUCCCAAUCUGGAACCUAGUUAGAAUGAUGGCUGACAUUACAGCAUCAUCAGAUCCAAUCGCGAUGGGGCAAGGACUAAGAUUAGGAGCAAAAUGCAGGGCUUCCCCAAUUGCCAUUUAG